AUGAAUGAAUUAUUUGGAUCAUGUAGAUUCAUAGGAGAGUUUACUUAACUUAAUUAAUUAGGCGAAGGUACAUUCGGUAAAGUAUACAAAGCCCAAGAUAAAAAUACAGGUGAAAUUGUAGCCGUAAAAUAAGUUAAAAUACAUGAUGAAAGAGAAGGAUUUCCUAUUACAUCUGUCCGUGAAAUAAAGUUAUUGAAUGAACUUUAAGAUCAUCCUAAUAUUGUUAAAUUUAAAGAAGUUGUUGUUGGAUAAAAUUAAAAUAGCAUUUUUUUAAUUUUUGAGUAUUGCUAAAUUGAUAUAGCUAAUUUAAUUUAUAGAAUGAAUAUAGAAAAAGUAUAUUUUACAGAAUCAGAAAUAAAAUGCAUAGUCCUUUAACUUUUGAAUGGAAUUUAGCAUAUGCAUAAAUAGUUUCAAAUUCAUAGAGAUAUAAAGCUUUCAAAUAUUUUAAUAAAUGAUAAAGGAAUUGUAAAGAUAGCUGAUUUUGGUUUAGCUAGGCAUUAUUCUAUUCCACAUAGACCUUAUACGCCUAAAGUUGUUACAUUAUGGUAUAGGGCACCUGAAUUACUUUUAGAAUUGGAUUAAUAUUCAUAAGCUAUUGAUAUUUGGUCUGUAGGAUGUGUUUUGGCUGAAUUUUUGAAUGAAGGUUAACCUAUUUUUGCCGGAAAUAAUGAAACAAAUUAGUUUUAACUUAUUUGCUAGUUGAUUGGAUAUCCAUGUAGGUAUGAAUGGAAUGAUUAUUAUUAAUUAGUUAAAAAAGAAGUAAGAAAAGAGUUAGAAAAGUUUUCGAUGUAUAAAAGUAAUAAUAUUUAAAAAAAUUUAAAAUUCUCAGAUAAAUGUUUAGAUUUACUUUAAAAGAUGUUGGCUUGGGAUCCGAAUAAAAGAAUUAGUGCAGAAAAAGCUAUGUUGCAUCCUUAUUUUAGUGAGAACCCUUAACCUACUCUUCCAGGAUAAAUUAGAGUUCUUGAAAGAUUAAAUUAUUAUACCAAAAAGAAUUAAGAUUAGAUGGAAAAAAAAUUAAAAAUAUGA
Ichthyophthirius multifiliis is the source of this 1026-nucleotide messenger RNA. RefSeq lists its product as hypothetical. Lineage: Eukaryota; Ciliophora; Oligohymenophorea; Hymenostomatida. Gene Ontology annotation, biological process: positive regulation of transcription elongation by RNA polymerase II; protein phosphorylation. Gene Ontology annotation, molecular function: RNA polymerase II CTD heptapeptide repeat kinase activity; ATP binding; cyclin-dependent protein serine/threonine kinase activity. The record is from RefSeq and is a predicted model, not a curated record. Gene Ontology annotation, cellular component: nucleus; cyclin-dependent protein kinase holoenzyme complex. The transcript has 4 exons.